AUGAAGGACCUAAAUCCAGAAAUGGGGAAAUUUGCUACCACUAAAGGCCCUCCUCAAGACAAUAGAGGCAUGGUUGAUAUAGCGACACUGCCUAAUUUUCCUGCCAACCGUAGUGGGACUCCUCGUGAGGAGAUGUAUCUGGCGCCCAACAAGAUGGAAACUCCAAGGAUACUUAAUAUGAAUAUGGUACCGGAUUAUUUGCAAAAAGAGAACUUCUCGCCAGAUUUUUCUUCUGCUACCGUAUCUGCCAAGUCAUCUCCUGUCAACGUUACUCAUGAUGAGUCGCUUCCUCUGGGAACUAUUGAAUCGAAUAGCACAAAGGAUUCUAAAUAUGCAGUUCAACGGCAACAGCAACAAGUGGUAGAUUUCAUAGAGAAUAAUAUGCAGCUACUGUCUUCAGAAACACUAAAUUUUAGAUCAGACAUUAUGAAAACUUUGGAGCUUCCCAUUCCCAAGAGAAGAGAUAUUAAGGGAAACCAUCUAUCUAAACUAUUAUUUGCUAAAUCACCUCUAACUAUCAACACAUAUUGCCAAUUUUAUGACCGUAGAACCAAGCGAAUUUGCAAUCAAGAAAUGAUAUGGAAAGAUAAGAACAGUAGAGAGAAGCAUGGUUCUAGAAAGUAUCAAAGACAUUUGAGUAAAGUUCACGAUGUCCAGCUAACACCAAAUAAUUUUACCGAAUUUUUUGAUCAUAAUUCUCCACUUUUCCAGGAAUGCUAUGACUAUCAAUCUAGAUUGAUGCGUGAUUUACUUGUUGAACCAGAUGCCAAAUUCAAAGAGAAGAAAAAGAAGAAAAAAGGGGACGUCAACGGAAAUCAUCCUGAAACCGGAUCGAGCCUCAUCAACCACCAGGUCCAACAGCAAAAUGUUCGAGAACUUCAAUCGAAAAUAGCCAUGAACGACUUGAUAGAGAUUCUUAUCGAUUUAAACAUUCCGUUUUCUGUUUUAGACUACCAACCAAUGAGAAAUUGGCUCAUCAAAUAUUCAAUAAUUUCAACAGAUACUUUGCCGGAUGAAGUAUACUUCAAAACUGAUCCAGGCGUGAAUGAACUGGAACACAACAGUAGUAAUUUAAACAAUAGCAAUAGCGGUACUCCUCAUAAUCAUAAUCAAAACCAACAUACCAAUUAA
This is a messenger RNA of Saccharomyces cerevisiae S288C, 1131 nucleotides long. RefSeq names its product Rsf1p (gene RSF1). The transcript has a single exon. Gene Ontology annotation, cellular component: mitochondrion; cytoplasm; nucleus. NCBI's taxonomy places the organism in Eukaryota, Fungi, Ascomycota, Saccharomycetes, Saccharomycetales, Saccharomycetaceae. The record is from RefSeq and is marked reviewed. The coding region runs from base 1 to 1131 and encodes 376 amino acids. Gene Ontology annotation, biological process: cellular respiration.